Molecule: messenger RNA, 2410 nt
Organism: Pimephales promelas (fathead minnow)
Lineage: Eukaryota; Metazoa; Chordata; Actinopteri; Cypriniformes; Leuciscidae
Gene: gnpat2
Product: glyceronephosphate O-acyltransferase 2
Biological process (GO): phospholipid biosynthetic process; ether lipid biosynthetic process; triglyceride biosynthetic process
Cellular component (GO): peroxisomal membrane; mitochondrial membrane
Molecular function (GO): glycerone-phosphate O-acyltransferase activity; glycerol-3-phosphate O-acyltransferase activity
Source: RefSeq, a predicted model, not a curated record
UUGGUUCUGGGCACCGGUCGAGUGUCGGUCGGUGGGUUCAGUAACGGACUCUGAUGUCAGAGGAUGGGGAGAAGAACACCUGCCUCUGCGUGGGACAUGGAGCGCUUGAGUGGUGAAGCACUGAGUGCAGAACCUGAUGACUUCUUUGACAUUUUGGAGGAGAGGAGGCGGAGCAAUGACUUAAGCCACGCCCUGCGGAGCUUUAACCCUCAGCGGUACCGUGGAGCCACGCCCAUUUCAGCUGCUGCUCUCAACAGGAUGGUGCUUGAAUCCCAGUACCUGAGCUACAUCAUACAGGAGAUCGUGGUUGAGUCCGAUGAACCGCGUGAGGCAGUUCAAGAGGAAGCGUCUGCGAUACUGGACGAGAUGAGUCAAAACCUUCAGCUGGGAUUCAUUCGACUGCUGGGCUUCGCAAUGACCAAAGUUUUUAAAAGCGUGUUCAGCUCUAUAUAUGUCAACGAGGAGGGACUCACACGUCUCCAGCAGGCCAUUCAGGAGCAUCCCGUCAUCCUAAUGCCCAAUCACAGGAGCUACAUGGACUUCCUUGUUCUGUCCUACAUCAUGUUCACUUAUGACCUCUCUAUCCCCGUCAUUGCAGCCGGAAUUCCUCUGAUGGGGAUGAAGCUGAUUGGUGAGAUCUUUCGACGGUCAGGCGCGUUCUUUAUCCGUCGUGCCAUUGGCUCAGACAAGCUGUACUGGGCGGUGCUGUCUGAGUAUGUCAAAACGAUUGUGCGGACAGGUUAUGCUCCAUUAGAGUUUUAUGUUGAAGGAUUACGGAGUAGAACGCUGAAAUCUCUCACACCGAAACUAGGAAUGAUGCACAUGGUGUUGGAGCCCUUUUUUAAAGGAGAGGUGGUUGACCUCAGUCUGGUGCCCAUCAGCAUCAGUUACGAGCGUGUGUUGGAGGAGUCGCUUCUCGCUCAUGAGCUGCUGGGUGUGCCUAAACCAAGAGAGACCACAGGGGGUUUGCUGAAGGCCAGGACGGUUCUGAAGGAGGAUUACGGCUGCAUGCACGUGUGCUUUGGAAACCCUGUGUCUGUUAGAGACCUGGUCAAAGGAAAGAUAAACCGCAGGCAGUACAAUCUGGUACCCAGAGACCUGCCCAUGAAGCCCAAUAAGGAGACACAGGAGUUUGUAUCUGGUCUAGCCCACAUGAUUAUCCGUUUGCAGGAGAGAAACGCGGUACUGAGCGCCUGGAACCUGAUGGUCAUGGUUCUCCUCCAGAACCUCCAGGGCAUUGAUUUGGACCUGCUGACCAACAAAACCCUCUGGGUGAGGAGAAUCGCCCUGCAGUUUGGAGCCCACAUCAGAUGGCCCAAGCACGUUUUGGAUUCUGAAGUGAUGUCAUCGAGCCUGACCCUGCAUCACUCAGUAGUGCGCUGUGAGAGGGGGCGUGUCUAUUUAGUGGAGGAGGCGGUUCAAGAGGAGGGCGUGUUCAGGCGUGCUGCUGCUGUGCUCAUGUGCGCCUCCUACAGGAAUCAAGCAGUACACGUAUUCACACGGCCAGCUAUGGUGGCAGUAGCAAUCACAACAGCUGUAAGCAGCAGGACAGAUGACGUCUUUCAUCAUUUUAAGUUUCUUCUGGAGCUCUUUUCCAACGAGUUUGUCUUCAUUCCUGAUCAAGCGGUUCAGGACUAUGAGGAGGGCUGCUCUUUGCUACAGCAGUCUGGUGUGAUCGGCCGCUCUGAUGAAGAGGUCUAUGUGAGAGACAACGGCCAGGAAAGCAUCGUCUUCCUCAGAGCCAUUCUGCAGCCUUUUAUAGAGAGUUACCAGGUGGUGUUUAGGUACCUGUGUGAAGAGAGCUCGCAGACAUUCAGAGAGAAGAUGUUUUCAACCAGCAUCCGCAGUUUCGUUAUGAAGCUCCUUAUUUCAGGUGAAGUUCAGUCGUAUGAGGGUUUAUCAUCCGACCUACAGAGGAACGUUCUCUCAGCUUUGCUCAGGAUGGCUGCUGUGACCAAAACUAAAGUCGACGACCAGAAUGAGUUUCGAGUGAAUAAAUCUGCAGUGAAGAGAAUAUGGGACAUGCUGAAUGAUGGAUGGACCCCUCGAAUCAGUGACGCCAGGCUGUGACGAGAAGAAUCGGACAGCAACUCUUGAAUCUUUUAUUUUAGAAGUGCUAAUAAGUAUUAUAAAUGUUUUUAAUCUCAAACACAGAGUAAACCUGCUGUAGCAGCUCUAGAUGAAGAACUUCAGCAAUUUUGGACUGUUAUGGCAAUACAUAUGAUUUAAUUUUGUGAAAAUCAUACAGACAAUAAUGGUAUUUAACAGCUAAAUAUGCAUUUGAAGAUAUUCUUAUCUUUUAAGUAUGUUUAUCAAGCAAUUAGAUAAUCAAAUAAUUGCGUUAAUGGAAUUUUUUUAAAAUAUAUUUUUCUAUGAUAUCAUUAUAAUAAAGAUUACUUGAUUAUGUACA